CCAGGGAAUUCUUCCUCCAGUGCAGAUGGUAGUCAACACGAACGUAGAUCCGAUAUCCUGCCCGCCGAUCCUCCGACCCCGGUCACAAGGAAAUCUCGUGGUCGGAAGGUGCCCGUAAGCGAAGGAGACGUAUCUCCGGAUCCAACCAGGAAGAUCAAAUGCAAGAUGUGUGAUUGUUGGUUCUGCCGCGGAGAACACGUCAAGAGACAUAUCGCAACUCUCCACUCCAUUGCGAAACCAUACGCCUGCGGGUACCCCACUUGUAAUAAAACGUUCAGUCGACGUGACAACUGCAAGUAUCACUACGACGCUCACUUCAAGCCCAAGGGAAAGAAAAAGUCCGGACAAGGACUCAGAAAAUAA
Pisolithus orientalis is the source of this 363-nucleotide messenger RNA. RefSeq lists its product as uncharacterized. The annotation marks the transcript as partial. The transcript is spliced from 2 exons. Lineage: Eukaryota; Fungi; Basidiomycota; Agaricomycetes; Boletales; Pisolithaceae. The record is from RefSeq and is a predicted model, not a curated record.